ACUUGAAGGUCAAGGUCGAAGCGGUACACGCUUAAAAGUUAAAAUAUUAAUAAAAGUAGGGAAUAGAAAACGUUGAUUCAACUAAAAAUACAAAUAAAAGGGACUAAGAAUAUUCUAAAAAAUAUUAAAGAGAUUUGAUUAUAAUGACUGUAUUUAAUAUUCUAAAUAAUCACCCUACACGCUGGGUAGGUAGAAAUUGGUGUAAAAGACGAUUAACUAGCUUAAAGAUUUGUAAAGAUAAGCAAUCGCCCCAGUGGAAAUUAUUAUUCUUCGGCACGGAUUCCUUUUCAUUGGAGCAUGUGAAAGCUUUAAAAAAUAAUAUGGACAAGAAUAUAAAUGGAAGGAGAAUAGUAGAACGUUUAGAAGUAGUUAUACCGUCCCAAAGAACUUGUGAAGUAAAGAGUUACGCGGAAAGGGAAAACAUAAAAUAUCACGUAUGGCCCGUCUCAAAUGAGGUUUUGGAGAAGUUCGACCUAGGUGUACUAGCCUCUUUUGGGCAUAUGAUACCUAAGAAAGUACUUACAACUCUCCCAAGGGGAAUAAUCAAUAUCCAUCCUAGUCUACUUCCCAACCUAAGGGGUCCAGCACCCAUACCCCAUACAAUACUAAGAGGCGAUAGAAUAACUGGUGUUACAAUCAUUCAACUUCUUCCACCAUCCAACGGAGUUGAUACCGGACCAAUCCUAAGCCAAAAGAAAUUUCAGGUGGACGAGAAUGCAUUUACAUUGGAUCUAAUGAAACUACUAGCGAAGAAUGGUUCCAAAAUGCUAUUGGAAGUUUUAAAGGAAUACAAGAAAAGCACAGCUGAAAAUCAGGCGACGGAAAUCUCUUCGGACUAUUACGCCUUCAAAUUUAAGACGCUACACUCUUAUAUUAAUUGGAAUCAUUUGGCCGAAAAUAUUUAUAAACAGUAUAAGGCUUUAGGUUAUUCGAUGGAAUUAAGGAGUAGUUUCAAAGGUAAUCGGGUUCGUCUUCACGAGAUGCAUAAACCAGAUUAUCGGAUACCGUCCCUGUUCAAAUCGGAAGGAAAAUUAUCGAAUCGUUUAAACGUAUUAGGAAGUGAAAGUAACCAAGAUUCAUUUAAUCAAAUAAAGAAUGGUAGAGUAUUUUACUCUAAAGAGAAGAAUAGCUUGGCGAUAAAAUGCUCCGAUUCUUUCAUCUAUUUCAAUAAAAUAACUCUUCACAAGAGAAUGUCUGCAUUAGAUUUUUAUAAUGGAUAUUUGACAAAGACAAAGGAAUUUGUAUUAGAAGUAAAAGAUAACGAACUCGAUAAAUGUUUCCUAAUUAGAGACUGACGAUGUUUGGUUGGUGCUAUCGUUUAUUAAUAUAAAAUAUUAUAGAAAAACAGAG
Messenger RNA from Dimorphilus gyrociliatus, 1350 nucleotides. The record is from the annotation of a GenBank genome assembly. NCBI's taxonomy places the organism in Eukaryota, Metazoa, Annelida, Polychaeta, Dinophilidae.